Molecule: messenger RNA, 1482 nt
Organism: Xenia sp. Carnegie-2017
Lineage: Eukaryota; Metazoa; Cnidaria; Anthozoa; Malacalcyonacea; Xeniidae
Exons: 2
Coding region: 10-1080 (356 amino acids)
Biological process (GO): glycosaminoglycan biosynthetic process
Cellular component (GO): membrane
Molecular function (GO): UDP-galactosyltransferase activity
Source: RefSeq, a predicted model, not a curated record
CAAUGAAAAAUGGUCUCAAAAAAAGGAUUGCUUUUUAUUAUCUUAAUUUUGGGGCUCGUUAGCUCAGUUUUCAUUCUUUUCAAGUAUGAGUUUGAUAAAUAUAUUGUGAAUAGUAACAUGGUAUUCGAACUAAAUCAGUUCAAAGACAUCAAUAUUAAUAUUCCAGAAUCGACUCCGUCGAAGCCAAAUUUGCUUUUAUUUAUUGGUAUUAUUAGCGGCCCGUCUCGCAAUAAACGAAGAGCGGCAGGACGCGAUACAUGGAUUAAAGAAUGCAACAAACGAUCUGAUGUUGUUUGUAAGUAUUUCACUGACGGUAAAGAUCCAAGUGGUAAUUUGAUUCAGGGUGAACAAAAAGAGAAACUUGAUAAUGAAAGUCAGUUACAUGGAGAUCUUGUUCGUACAGAAACUCCUGGUGGGUAUACAUUUGCGGUAAAGCUACUGUGGAUACUUCAAUGGGCAACUCAUAACUACGAUUUCAAAUAUUAUUUACGACUUGAUGAUGACUAUUUUAUUUGUUUGAAUAAGUUAAUGUUGGAAUUAGCGAGUAAUAAAAGACCAAAACACAGCUUUCAAUGGGGAUGGCUGCACUGCAAUGGAAAAGAUGCGGCAUUCCUGGACGAGUCAUUUCUUCUUUUGACUUUUGACAUUGUUGAAUCGUUUUUAAAAAGGAAAGAAAAUUUGACGUGCCACGUUUGGGAAAGUCAGUCUGUUGGCUAUUGGUUGAAAGCUAUCUCAAAUUUGACAACAUUUACCGACAACGGCAGAUUAGUUCAUCUGCGUUCUUCAUCAAAUGACUUUAGUUCAGAUGAGAUUGUGGAAAAGAGAAACGAAAUUUGCCAUUCAAUUCUUGGUCUUCAUCAAAGUUACCCUGAUCAAAUGAGGCUGUACUGGAGUGUUUAUGAGAGAGAAGAUAAUAUUACACAGUAUAAAAUUCCGAAAGUCGUAUACAACUGUCAAUUUAAACCGAACAUGAAUUACAUGGUUUGGCAAAACGAUGAACUAUGGUUUUCUGAACCUAAACCAUGCAAAGAUAAUCCUACAUGGAGAGAUGAAGAGGAAUAUUUUGGUAGAGGGGGAUGAGCGCAGAGUUAGAGAGAGUGUGUUAAGGUAGAGAGUGAGUGUAGAAGUAUGGCGAGAGAGAGAGUAAGAGAACAAAAUGAGAAAUCCUGAUUUUAUUUAAUUUGUCUUCGGGAAGCUUAAUACUGUGCCGAAUAUAGUUUGCGCAAAAAGUUUUAGACCAAGCAGUUAGUAUAUUGUCAAAUUUUAGCAUUUGAGUGCCAUAUUGUAAUACGAAAUCGUACUAUUCUACUUCUAGGUCUUUGGGUACUAUUAAAAUCAUGUAUAUUAUUUUAGUUGUUAUCAUGCCCAAUUUACCGUCUGUGUAAACGGAAUACAAAUAAUUUGUUCUUGUUGCUUCCAUCAUUGCAAACAACAGUGCCAAUUUAUGUUAAAAAUAGAAUAAAUUUGAUUUCUUCGAUUGUA